GCUCCCUCUGACAGUGUGUCACGACCUUGACGCCUCCUAGCGCCGAUAAAAACAGGCUCGGGAGGGGAGGGGAGUGGAGAGCCGGAUUUGCGGCUGUAGUCACAAGGAAGGGUGCUCGCCUCUUGGCUUACCCCGUCUAUACGUUCCCCGGUCCUGUCCUGGAGACCAGCUUCAACUCCACUAUGUUGUUUUGGCAUUCACAGCCCGAACAUUUCCCCCAUCACCAGCAGCCACAGCCGGGAAGCAGUUACCUCCGUGAUGUCCUGACAUUUCCAGUUUUAAAACAUGAGGAAUCAAAUCUGUGUCCAGGAAAUGGUGCUAAAUUACUUCCAUUCCAGUACGUGCUCUGUGCAGCCACAUCUCCUGCUGUCAAACUCCAUGAAGAAACACUGACUUACCUCAACCAAGGUCAGUCUUAUGAAAUUCGUAUGUUUGACAACAGAAAACCUAGAGAUUGUCAACUGUUUCCUGGCAAAUAUAUAAAGAGCAUUAUCCGUGUGGUUUUCCAUGAUCGUCGCUUGCAGUAUACGGAGCACCAGCAGCUGGAGGGCUGGAGAUGGAGUCGUCCAGGAGACCGCAUUCUAGAUAUAGACAUACCUCUGUCAGUUGGUAUUGUGGAUCCUCGAGCAAAUCCGACACAACUAAACACUAUUGAAUUUCUUUGGGAUCCUGCCAAAAGGACUUCUGUGUUUGUUCAGGUUCACUGUAUCAGUACGGAGUUCACUCCCAGGAAGCAUGGUGGAGAGAAGGGAGUUCCAUUCCGCAUUCAGAUUGACACGUUUAAACAAAAUGAGAGUGGGGACUAUACCGAACACUUGCAUUCUGCAAGUUGCCAGAUCAAAGUGUUCAAGCCGAAGGGAGCAGAUCGAAAACAGAAAACCGACCGUGAAAAGAUAGAAAAGCGAACAGUGAAAGAAAGAGAAAAAUACCAACAUUCAUACGACACAACAAUCCUCACUGAGUGCUCUCCUUGGCCUGAUGUCUCAUACGUUAGUAGCACUCCCUCCAUAGGUUACCACAGCUUGCCUGUCAGCGAUAGUGUCAGUGAAGGAAAUUGGACAGCAACAAGCCCAGAGGAGCCACUGUCUCUGAGCAUUGAUUACCUGUUGCCGACAGCCUUGAGCCAGGAGGUACAGCAGUGGCUGCACAGAAAUCGCUUCUCAGCAUUCUGCCAAUUAUUUUUCAAUUUUUCAGGUGCAGACUUGUUGAAAAUGUCUAAAGAAGAUUUGAUCCAGAUUUGUGGUCCAGCAGAUGGAAUCAGACUUUUUAAUGCAAUUAAAGGAAGAAAUGUGUAUCCAAAACUGACUAUCUACAUGUGUCAGGAGCCUGAAAAUAAUCGCGAUAAUCAUCAACAAAAACAAGACACUAUUGGGGGAAUAAGCCCUUCAUGCGUAUACCAUGCAAUCUUUUUGGAAGAGCUGACAGCGAUAGAAUUAACUGAGAAAAUAGCAAAUCUGUACAGCAUUUCUCCGCAGCAGAUUAACCAGAUCUACAGACAGGGACCCUGUGGGAUCCACGUGCUUGUCAGUGAUGAGAUGGUUAAGAACUUCCGUGAUGAGACUUGCUUUGUCAUCUGCAUCUUGAAAGCUGAGAGAAAUGAUGGGUACAACAUCAUCUUAAAAUGACAAAAGCUGCACCUGAUUCCCCAACAUUAGGAGGAAGAUUUGAGUGCUUCCAUAUUGUUUGAAUGUUGCCAUCGUUGUCAAACAUGAGCAUCUGAUCAUCAGGCAAAAGAUGAAUCGUCCAUGCAGUUGAAACUGAAUUUUUCUAAUGGCUUUGAGAAAACAGAGUUUCUUUUUCUUUUUCAGAGUGAAUACUAUAUUUGGGAAAGGGUGGAAAAAGGGGGAUGAUGAUGUAAUCCUUUUGUUUUUGACAUUAUUUUGCCCAGUUCCCCAAUAUGGGGUGCUAUGCUUUAUUUAAGGCAAGCUGACAAAAUGUUUUGCUUUAUUCUGCACAAAAUAUGGUGCACAAUUUUGCUUUUGAUUCUUGGUUAUUUCCUAAUAAGUGGAGUGACCUAAAAAUCAUGUUUUCCUCCUCUUAGUUGCUUAAUACUUAUUCAUGAUGGAAGCCAGCUGCAGCUUUUAGGCAGAUUAAAAAUUGACAAAAUCAUUCCAAAAGCUAAGAGCUAAAUUGCCAUAAAGUUUCCCAUUAUCAGUGAAAUGUAGUUUGGCUUAUCCAGUGACUUUGAUAAUGAACUGGUUUGUUAGCAUUUGUAGUUUCAUUAUUAAAGGAUUGCAAUUAUAAAAAAGUUGUUUCCUGGGGAGUAAACAUUGGAAUUAAUUUGUCACACUCAUGGUCCUUAGUCUUGAAAUGCUUAUGUUCUACGAUGUCCAGACUUUGUCCUGAUUUAAGGACCCAAACUAAGGUUUGAGUUGUCCAAAGUUUUCUUACACAGGUCAUACCUAUCUGUUCCGAGUCAUCCUCGUGAAGAUAUUUGUGAAUGUGCUGUGACUCUUUACCGGGACUGGUGCUCUUAAUUUUCUAAUUUGAAGCUAUGAUCACAGUCAAGUACUGACAAUCCAUUUCCUUUACUUGGUGCUACAGUGGGAAGGAGGUGGAGAGGGUAAGAGGGAUGGCCAGGCAACUAACCUUCUAGGAUGGAUGAAGAAUUUUAUUAUUUUCCUUUAUUAAUCAGACCAUUCCACAUUCAAGAGCAUUCUCAGGCUUUAUUAGAUAAAAGAAAUCAUUAAAGAAAAAGAAUGAACAAACAUAGAUUAUAUUUUAAGGUUGGGGAGAAAGCAGUGAUAUCUCAAAAGCUGAAGAGUUAUGAUCAUAUGUUUUUAGUUGUUCAUGGGAAAAGAGCUUUGCCCUUAACUAAUCCAAGAAAUUGAUGAUGAGUCAUCUUGAACUGCUAUAGUCCUUAUGGUGGAGCUACACUAUGUGCUAAUAGAAGAGGAGCAGCCAAGUAAAUUAACCUGUUUUUUGCAUUCUGACAUAUUUUCUGUUCAAUGUUUGAUGCUAGUUUCACAUUGGAUUCUUUUGAAUUUGGAAAAACUGAUGCGUGAAGUUAUUCAUUAUUCAAAGACAAGGGCAUUAAUGACGACCUAGAGCUUGCUGUAUGUCACAGGCAUUCUCUCUCAAUGGGAUUUUUCAAUUAACAGUGUGUACUUAAUUGAAAUUUACUUACAAAAUGGUUGGUUCCAAAUUGUUAAUGUUUACACAACUGCUGCUCAAUUGGUAAAUCACCCGGGGGGAAUAGACCUGAUAUAAGUUUGCAACAUUUUCAGCCCCUUUUCUUUUGCUGGAAAUUCUGCUGCAGUUGUUGAGAUAUAUUAAACUGAGUUCAAUUACUUACCUUUACACAUUGCCAUAUGCAGAGGAACCCCACCCUCUCCAACCUUUCCAUUGUCUCUGCUUCAUGUAGCAUCUGAACUGAUAGGCCAGCAAUAAGUGAUUUGCUGGCAAGUUUAGUCCUCGCUUGUGGUGGGUGGGUAAGACUGUUCUAAUAUCUUGGCUGCAUUGAGCAACUUGAGGUGUGGAAAAUUAGAAGAUAGGGAAAGUGGGGGAGGAACGAGAGGAAUAAUCUAGUUGGUCGUACCAAGACAUUUUGUUUUUGAAAUAGAACUGACGAAUUGAACCAGAGGGCUGGUUUCUACCAGAUAGUGCUACUCUCUGGUGUAGGCAGUGGUUAGUACUGCUGCCUCACAACUCCAGGUUUGAUUCCAGCCUUGGGUGACUGUGCGUGUGGAGUUUGCAUGCUCUCCCCGUGUUUGCAUGGGUUUCCUUCUGCAAUUCAAAGAUGUGCAGAUAAGGUGGAUUAGCCAUGCUAAAUCAUCUGUUGUGUCCAGGGAUGUGUAGGUUAAGGGGAUUAGCCACAGGAAACGCAGGGUUAGGGGGAUGGUUUGGAGGUGGGUGGGAUGCUCCUUAGAAGUUGGGUGCAGACAUGACGGGCCAGAUGGCCUCUUUCUGCACUGUCGGGAUUCUGUGAUCUAUAUUAGUUCUGAUACUAGCCCUCAGGUGGGAGACAUUGAAUUUCUGAAGUUUAACUGAUAGGUCAGAAACUAAGUGAACCCACAUAUCAGGAUUCAAAUUAUCUGAAUUUCCAUGAAACCAAAAGUUUCUAAUGAAUCAUGAGCCAUCAGAUUGGCAUACAAAUUUCUUUGUUUCAUGAUUUUAGGGCACAGUUUUCCCAUGAUUCAGGGCAAUUGUGGGAAAUAAUUGAGCAACUUAGCUCUAGAGAGUUACUCACCCUUUUCUCAGCACCUCAGUGAUUAAAUGGCAGCUGAGAAGGCCCAGUGGGGACUUUCUUGAUCUAUCAGUUGUUAAAGCUUUUAAAUGGUCAAUUAAGGCCUGUGUAAGGCCCUCAAUUCCUCACCUCCUGAUUACCUACCUUUCCAGCAUGUGCUGAUUUUCUGAGAUAACACGGUGUGGAGCUGGAUGAACUCAGCAGGCCAAGCAGCAUCAGAGGAGCAGGAAAAUUGACAUUUCGGGUCAAGACCCUUUUUCAGAAGAAGGCUUUCGAUCCAAGAUGCCAACUUUCCUGCUGCUCUGAUGCUGCUUGGCCUGUUGUGUUCAUCCAGCUUCACACCGUGUUAUCUCAGAUUCUCCUGCAUCGGGCGUUCCUACUAUCUGUGUUGAUUUGCUGUCUGGAAACCUGCUCGUGUGGUUUGGGGUCUCCAUUUGCCCGAAUCUGGGUGCUUUUGGAAGCACCAGUGCAGGGUGGUGCUAGAGAGUGGUGUCUGAAAACCACAGUCCUGCCCUUGCCUCUGGCAAACGCCUCUCAAUAGGCCCUACCCCAUGAGAAGCAAAAGAAAAUGAUUUGCCUUCCUGAAUUUGGGUCCCUGAAAUGUAGGCCUCAGCCAGUGUUCUGAUUGACCGGGACACGGAUGCUGUGGCCUGUGAUAAGCUGAGAAGCUCGCCUAAGCUUGUCAGUCUGCUCGUAAGUGGAUUGACGUACAAUCAGGCAAACUUUCUCAGCAUUUGAACUGAUGGGUUAGUGAAUAUCUAACGUGGCCUUGCCCACGCUUAGCCUGAAAAGGGGAAAGUUGUGGCAUUAAUUUCUAAUGAUGACUUUGCAGGAUUACCCCCAUUUACUCUACUUUACUAAGUAUAGUGUUGAAACUUGCUGGUUGAAGGGUUAGGUUUGACAGACAUGGCCGGAAUGUUGUGUUUGAUAAUGAAUGUUGACCCAAUCUUUUCAAACAUCUAUCAUGCAGGCAACCAACAAUGCCUCGGGUGUGGGAAACACCUCUUGUAAUGUAGUCAGUCCCUUCACGAGGGUGCUGUGGCUACCUGCAGUGGCAGGGAAAUUCUAAUGUACCCAGCCAUGGACAAUGUGGCUAGAUAGAAUACAUAUCAUAAAUUUGGUUCCGAAAAGCCGACCCAAGUUUAGAUUUAGUGAAAGGCAUUGAGUUUUCAAAUCCUCACGUGACAAUAAAUUACAUGCAGUUCUGUAGCAAAUUGCCUAUUUAUAGAAAAUCUGUAGGAUUUACUUCAUCGAUCUGCUUUUCUGUUGAGCAAUGAACAUGCAUUGUCAUUAACUCUGCAUUUUAGAAUACUGCCUCACAGUAGUUGAGGGCAUAGCCCAUGUACUGAAUGAAUUUAAUGCAGUGAUGUCUCAGGCAAAUUUCCAGCUUGUUGUCUCUUAAUGUGUUUUGUUUUUAAACAAAAAAUGCAGCAAGUCCUGUGCAGAUGUGGCAGCACUGAGAGAGAAAUGUACUUUAACAGAUUAUGUCAGUGGGUGGGACAGGAAGGUGUGUGAUACAGUGGAAGAUAGGGGAGAUUAAGUGGUGGAAGAAUUAGUUUUACAGGGCCAAAGGGAAUGCUGACGAGGCACAGAACAGAACAAAAGAUUUCGUCCCGAGAGCAGGUGUGCUGCUUCCUGAAAGCAAAAAUAAGAAGAAAAAAUAGAUUCACGAAAGAAAAGGAAAAUGGGGCCUGAGAUCUUAGUUUGAAGCUCUUAAACUCAAGUGUUGAGUCUGAUAAGUUGUGAAAUGCUUAUUGGAUGACCCAGAAUCGUCCUUUGAUAUACCUCUGUCAUAGGGCUCUUGUUAUGCAGUGAUAGCAUCCUUACCUCUAGGCCAGGAGACCCUCUAGCAGAAUCGAGGCUGGUUCCACCUGUCCUACUGCUAGAAAGGUUGAUUAGGAAGUGUCUGGACUUUUGUCUCUGCCUUUGUCCUUGACCCAUCCAUCAAUUGUUCAAAACCUAUUCUGCAUCCAUCCCUUCCCAGGGCAUUGAUCUGAAACAUUUCCUGUUGUUUUUAUUCAGAUUUCCAGCAUCCACAGUAUUUAGCAUUUUGAUUGUUUUUUUUGAGUUAGUUUUGUGCUUUCUUUAAACUCUGAAGUACUAUUUUAUGUGCCUUUGAAAUGUUUUUUGUACUCCUACCAAUUAUGUGUAGCUAAUGGUAUAUUGUCUUAGAGUUGGACAAGAUUGGCACAGUUAAUUUUUUUCAACCAGCUCUCUGGGUUUUCUCUUACACUUUUGCAGUUGAUGGGUGAAUAUGCACUUUGCUAUCUAAACUUGGCAGGAUUGUGGAGAUAACGCUGGGGGAGGUUGGUUGGAAAGUAUUGAAUGUCAUUACUUUUUUUAAUGUAGAGGCAUGUUUUGCACUGGCUUCUGUACACUUCAGCUCAGAAAUGGAAUGUAUUCUGUACCUGCAGCCUUGUACACUGGCCAACUUAAUAAAUCUACCUUUUAUAACAACA
Molecule: messenger RNA, 6645 nt
Organism: Stegostoma tigrinum
Lineage: Eukaryota; Metazoa; Chordata; Chondrichthyes; Orectolobiformes; Stegostomatidae
Gene: tfcp2l1
Product: transcription factor CP2-like 1
Exons: 15
Coding region: 183-1625 (480 amino acids)
Biological process (GO): regulation of transcription by RNA polymerase II
Cellular component (GO): nucleus
Molecular function (GO): RNA polymerase II cis-regulatory region sequence-specific DNA binding; DNA-binding transcription activator activity, RNA polymerase II-specific
Source: RefSeq, a predicted model, not a curated record